AUGCCAUCCUAUGCUAAGUUCCUUAAAGAAAUUCUUUCAAAGAAGAGAAGGCUGGAAAACUAUGAGACUAUUGCUCUUAGAGAGGAAUGCAGUGCCAUAUUACAAAACAAGUUGCCACCAAAGCUCAAGGAUCCAUGGAGCUUCUCCAUACCUUUCCUUAUUGGCAACAAAAAUAUAGACAAGGCACUCUGUGAUCUGGGUGCAAGUUCUGUCAAGUACCCAAUUGGCAUCCUAGAAAACAUCCCCAUUAAGGUAGAAAAAUUCUUCAUUCCUAUUGAUUUUAUUUUCCUGGAGAUGGAAGAGGAUAUCCAAAUUCCUAUCAUCCUGGGAAGACCUUUCUUGGCAACCGCCGGAGCUAUCAUAGAUGUUAAGAAUAAGUGGUUAACUCUCAAGGUAAGAGAUGAAGAAGCAGAAUUCAACCUGUUCAGAAUAAUGAAGCAUAAACUUGAACCUGAUGAAUACUUAAAGGUUGACAUAAUUGACAAGCUAGUUAAAGAGGAAUUUCACAAAAGACAUACUGAAGGUCCUCUUGAAGCAUUUAUAGUCCACGACCGCACAACAGAUAGUAAAAACACAGAAAUUGCAGCUUGUGCAAAAUCUUUAAAAGCUAUCCCACCCCUACCCUUAGCUCAAGCUUUCCAGGUGGAAGAACUAAAGGAGGAACAACCUAAAAGCAAGUCACAUAAAGACACCAAAUAG
Hevea brasiliensis (rubber tree) is the source of this 699-nucleotide messenger RNA. RefSeq lists its product as uncharacterized. NCBI's taxonomy places the organism in Eukaryota, Viridiplantae, Streptophyta, Magnoliopsida, Malpighiales, Euphorbiaceae. The coding region runs from base 1 to 699 and encodes 232 amino acids. The record is from RefSeq and is a predicted model, not a curated record. The transcript is spliced from 2 exons.